CAAACCAACCAAAAAAACAUGAAAAUGUAUCGCAUUCUAUUGAUAUUUUCGGCGAUAACACUCGUUUGCUCCGUCGCAGAAGCUCGUCUCGAUGAGAAAACUCAACAAACAGUCAACGAAAUCUGCAAACAGACAAUCGACACCAAAUUCUGCAGAGCGGUCUUUGUCAAGAACUUGAUGACUUCUUCCCCAAGCAAGAACGAUCUCUUAAACGUGACAGUGACAGAAGCCGAAAGAUUCUCGGGCAACACGUGUUUCUUCAUCAGCACACUCCUUAGAAAUGCUGGAGACGAGAGGGCCGAUCUGCAAAUGUGCGCCGAAGCUUACGCCAUUGUGGACACGGCCUUCACGAAAGCUUUAUCUUUCUUUAGUCAAGGACUCUACGACAAGAUCCUCAAUCUCGAAGAGAACGUUUCUAACGGGAUUGGUAUCUGUAAGACAGAUUUUAGUGUGUCCGGUUAUGAGAUCAAUCCGUUGAUUGAGAAAAACAGAGAGACGAUGGUCUUAAUGGCCAUGGAAAAGAUCGUUGGUCAUAUGGCUUCUUCAUAAUCUGAUUGUUGAAACUUCAUAAUCGAAGCAAAUAUUUUCAGAGAUAUAUUCUAAUUAAUAAUGCGUUCAUGAAUCUUCUUUAUUGCAAUUUUCGAUCGGAAUAUAAGUUCAUGUUGGUGACGCUGUGGUUGAA
Molecule: messenger RNA, 682 nt
Organism: Eutrema salsugineum
Lineage: Eukaryota; Viridiplantae; Streptophyta; Magnoliopsida; Brassicales; Brassicaceae
Exons: 1
Coding region: 19-549 (176 amino acids)
Molecular function (GO): enzyme inhibitor activity
Source: RefSeq, a predicted model, not a curated record